GGCCAGCAGCAGCGGGGCCCCGUCGCCCGGCGGGAUGGGCGGCGAGGCGGGGUCUGCGGCGGCCCUGGGCUCCGAGGGCCGCGUGAAGAGCUUGGGACUGGUGUUCGAGGACGAGCGCAAGGGCUGCUACUCGAGCGGCGAGACGGUGGCCGGGCACGUGCUGCUGGAGGCGGCCGAGCCGGUGGCCCUGCGCGCGCUGCGCCUGGAGGCCCAGGGCCGAGCCACGGCCGCCUGGGGCCCGGGCGCCGGCGCGGCGCCGGCCGCCGCCUCGGAGGUGGAGUACCUGAACGUGCGCCUGAGCCUGCGCGAGCCGCCGUCCGGUGAAGGUGUCAUCUUACUGCAGCCUGGGAAGCAUGAAUUUCCAUUUCGCUUUCAACUCCCAUCCGAACCCCUGGUCACCUCGUUCACGGGGAAAUACGGGAGCAUCCAGUACUGUGUGCGAGCUGUCCUGGAGCGACCCACGGUGCCGGCCCAGAGUGUGAGACGGGAACUGCAGGUGGUCAGCCACGUGGAUGUCAACACACCAGCGCUGCUGAGCCCUGUGUUGAAGACUCAAGAGAAAAUGGUUGGCUGCUGGUUUUUCACUUCUGGACCAGUCUCACUGAGUGCCAAGAUUGAAAGAAAGGGAUACUGUAAUGGAGAAGCUAUUCCAAUCUAUGCAGAGAUAGAGAAUUGCUCUUCUCGUCUGAUCGUUCCCAAAGCUGCUAUUUUCCAAACCCAAACAUAUUUGGCAAGUGGGAAAACGAAGACCGUUCGCCACAUGGUCGCCAACGUGCGAGGAAACCACAUUGCUUCCGGGAGCACCGACACAUGGAACGGCAAAACUCUGAAAAUCCCCCCUGUUACUCCGUCCAUCCUGGACUGCUGCAUUAUCAGAGUAGACUAUUCCUUAGCUGUAUACAUUCACAUUCCUGGUGCUAAAAAACUGAUGCUCGAGCUGCCGCUAGUGAUCGGUACCAUUCCGUAUAAUGGCUUUGGCAGCAGGAACUCCAGCGUUGCCAGCCAGUUCAGCAUGGAUAUGAGCUGGUUGACACUGACCCUGCCAGAACAGCCUGAAGCGCCACCAAAUUAUGCAGAUGUGGUAUCCGAGGAAGAAUUCUCCAGACACAUCCCCCCCUACCCGCAGCCUCCGGGCUGUCUGGGAGGAGCGUGCUACCCCAUGCUUGCCUGCAUACAGGAGUUCCGGUUUCAGCCUCCGCCUCUUUAUUCAGAGGUUGACCCACACCCUAGUGAUGUCGAAGAGACCCAGCCUGUCUCCUUCAUUCUCUGAACGUGUUUCAGAAAUCACUGUGCUCAUCGUCAAAUCAGAGUGUUGGUUCGUUCCUCCUGCCCCUUUGGGGUGGGUGGGGAGAUUUCCUUACGGACAUAAUGGACAUUAAGACAGAAGGCCAUAGAAAAUAAAGAACACGGGAACUUUCUGGUGGCCAACAGGAUGUUUGCACAACUUGAUGGGAUGGUUGUCGAUUGUCCCCUUUGAAAAGGGUGAAGAUGUGAAAAGCCACAGAAUGUAGUGGAAGUCCUGAGGGGGCAGAGUAAGUGGAGGAGUGCCUGCGCUGACCCGAGGGGGAGGAGGCGCCGUGAGGAAGUCUUCCAAAAGUGGACACAAGUAAAGAAGCAUGCUGCCGGGAGAAUGUGUGUGGCGGCACCGUGUAUACGGGCGCGGGGCAACGGUCAGCUCUGGAGACAGAGAGACCCCUGGGACCCGGGGUCUUCAUGAUUUCUGACCACGUGACCAGACUCGAGGACUGAAGUCCUCGAAGGAUCCUUUCCUGAUCCCAUGGUCACACGAGGUCCUAAUGAUGUCACAGCUUUGGCGUUCUGAACCCUAGGCUGAAAUACAGUUCACAACCUGGCUCUGCAGUAUUGGGAAACCAAGAAAGGUUCCUUGAGAAACUUGAGCUUUUGUGGGAUCGAAGCAGAAUGAUUGAUUUCCGUGUGAAAACAGAUUUGGUUGAAGGGUGUAGCUUUUUACCCCUUUUAAGUACUUUAACGGGAUACAUGUUUGAGUUCCCUCAUACCUUGUUUACCUGUGGGCACAUCAGAGAAAGGAGACAGGGGAAAACAGUUGCAUCUUCAGAAUGCCCUGAUAACUACACGGCCAACAACAAAAACAAAAACCCUUUUCUUAACCUACCUCGUAUGGGGUUAUCAGGUAUGUUUUUAAAACUCGGCCUGAUCAGUGAUCUUUGAAGUUUCUGCUAGUUCGGUAGCAGCCUCAACUCCUUGAAACAAGGGAAAAAUCCAUAAGUUCACAUUAAAUGGAAGUAAAUAUAUAUUUAUUUCAAAAUAAAUCCAAAAUCAAGAGAGGGUAGGAAUACCAUUUUCCAAAAAUGUAAAUUCCCAUCGAAAGGCUGAUGUCUACAGAUGGCAGUCACUGCAUUGUACAUUGUUUAUUCCAGCUGUUCAGUGAUUCUAUUUAAACUGUGAUUUUCUUUAUUGUCUUGGUGCAAUAUUUUAUUAUCAUUUAGCCUCAGGAUACUCACACCAACAGGAUUGUAUUGCUGCUGAACGUUUACACAGUGUUCUCACCGUGCCCCUUUGCCCUCGUGUCCGUGGUCACCUGUUCACGUGCUGUUCCUUCCAUCUGUUGGUUUCCUGAGCUGAGACUAUUUCUGGACACUAAGUAGAAGGGAGAAAGGGGUCCCCUAGAUACAGAUUUUGGACCAGCUGAGUCCUAAGGGUUUGAUCUAGAAACCCUGGUGCUUCCCGUACAAAAUACUGUAAUUGAUCCCACAAAAUGACCGACUCAUCUUCCGGUCGGCAUAUUCACUCAGAACAGUUCUUCUGAGGUUAAAUUUUGUAUUUAAAGCUCGGUGGGCCACUGGAUCAGGGAUUUUUCUACAAACAUUAGGUACUGUGUGCUUUCUGCCCUCUGGUCAUACCUCUCCUCUGCAGUCACCCAAGCUUCAAGCACACGUCUUUCACUUUUCAGAAUCACAGUGCAAGAUGCCAUGCUAGUAAUUGUGGUACGGAAAUGGUCACAAAGCCUCGUUUUACUUUGGUUUUUAGAGGUUUUUUUUUUUUUGUUUUUCCUUUUGCUUUUUUUUUUUUUUUUUUUUUUGCAUGUCCUUAAACAGGUGUGUGUCUUUAAGUACUGUCUAAAACAUUUUGUCUUUACUGUAGAAUAGUCCCUCCUCAGCUAUCUGUUGAUGCCUUAGUUGCAGCUGGUGUGCCUUGUUGGGACAUUGUCCACCUCCAUGAAACCAGAACAGAGCGAGAAAAACACGCAAACCGGACACACGGAGAGAGAGUUGAGUAAUUUGGCUCCGCGUAGAGAAGCGACUACUUAGAGGAACCUUUGUUAGGAUUAUUUUAUAACCUUAAUCAGAGAAAUCGUGAAGUCCCCCCGCAUAGUUGAGGCAGAGCUAACUCAGUAACACUUAGUCGUUCAAAGGUCUGACCUACUUUACUGACUUGAUACUGGUACAUCUGUCCUUAAGCUGUAGGGUGAAAUCUUUACUUAAUCAAGAUAGCAUUUUUGAAUGUAGAAAACCACAUUGGAGCAGAGAAAACCUGGGGAUGAAGGUAAAAAUUAGCUGCUGUUACUUGCUUAUUUAUUCCCUUCUUGCUCUUGUUUAGUUUGCAAAAAGGAAAAAUAAAGUGGCCUUAGAAUUUUCUUUUUGAUGCAAAAAUUUUGAAAUUGAAAAUGUGCACCUUUUGGCACACAAACUCCUUCUCCUAGGCAAAAAGUUACUUUCUGUGUUUUUGUUUUGCACAACAAAAGACUCAAUAAGCAGAAGUUAUGUUUUUGAUAAGUUAACUAUGAAAGUUUUUUUAAUUUUUAUUAUUAAAAGUGUAACAAUUUAACCCACAGGAGAAAAAAAAAAAGAUUGUAUUUUGUACUCUUGUUUGAACCCCAUGGGUUCUUUUUGUUAAUAAAAUGAUUACAGUAAUGCUGUGAGUUAUUUGUUUUUGUUUGCAUUUUUGAAAGACUAAUUUAAACUUUUAGGGCUUAGGGAAGAUCAGUACAGGAAUGUUCCUGCUGUUGAGAUGGAUCUGUGUGCACGCUGUCAAGAGGCAAAGAGCAGCCCUAGGAACGCGAGCUGCUUGUAACUGGCUGCUUCCCCAAGGCAAGCAGUUCUUCACAUUCUGGGAAGAGAAGUAAUCAAGAUGAGUGACGAAAUGGAAGCCACACUGGCUGUUGACUUGGCAUAUACAAAAGUUCGUGGAAAAUGGAAUUCAAAGGCAAGUUUGUUUCAGUAAAAAAAUUUGAAAUCCAUGCAUAUAAGGAUUCUUCAAAACGUCCCUGAGUGUGGGUAUGGUGAACAAUCUCAAGAUUGAAAUCAUCGGAUUUCAACUUGUUUUUGCACUAAAGUGAACCAUUUUUCAUAUAUUUUAAAAUAUUUUAAUUACUUGAGAAGUAGAGUUAGGGGAAGACAGAGAGAAACGUCUUCCAUCCGCUGGUUCACUCCCCAGAUGGCUGUGAGGGUUGGAGCUGGGCCCAUCUGAAGCUAGGAGCCAGGAGCUUCUUCCGGGUCUCCCAUGCUGGUGCAGGGGCCCAAGGACUUGAGCCAUCUUCUACUGCUUUCCCAGGCCAUAGCAGAGAGCUUUAUUGGAAGAGGAGCAGCCGGGACUUGAACUGGUGUCCAUGUGGAGUGCCGGCACUGCAGGUGGCAGCUUUACCUGCUACACCACAGCACCGGCCGCUUUUCUGCGAACUUCUUGAAGUGCCUGGGAAUCUCUUUAUCCUCAAUGCACAAAGACCAUUCUUGAAAGCCUUCUGAGUUUCAUUAUUUCCUGGAUCAGAACUCGCCACAAUUGAAGGAGCAGAUGUGGUAAAUUCCCAGGUGGAUACAAGCCCUGUGCUGUUUACAAGCCCUGUGUGAAGGCACGUCAUCUCUAGCUGGCCACCCUCAGUCCUGAAAAAUCUUCUAGUCUCCAGUUAUUUUUCACAUGUGGUGUGGCAUUACUUAACAAAUGCAUUGUUUCUGUGAUAACAUUUCUUAGCAACGUUAAUGGAAAUAUUUGUUUCAUGUAAUAAAUACUGAGGCAAAAUUUCCCCAAGACCUGCAUCAGAGUUUCUGUCAUAUCCAAACACUGUAGAUAAUCACAUUUAGAACGAGAUGACGCCGCAAAGAGAUGAGGACAAGCCCUCACCUUAGCAAUGACGAUGCUAAACCCAGAGACGGAACCUGGGAGUUUGGCCUCCGUUCACCUGUAAGGUCCCUGCUGGCUCAGAAAUUUCCUGAUUCUGCAACUGUAGAAGACGUGAGGGAAAUAGGCACUGGUUUCAAUCACACAGUUUGAGAUUUGCGGACCUGGAGACCAGACACAUGCUAGGUCAAGACAGUGUUUUCGUCUGAAAGGCCUGCUUCCCGACAGUCUACCAGUCUUCCACUAAAUUGCUUCCUACGUGUGUUUAAUUAGUAGCUGGGAUCUUUUUCCCAACAGCUGUGUUUCCACCUUUAUAUUUUGAAAUAAUUACAGGCUCACGAGAUGUUGCAAGGAUAGUACCAUGACGUCCUGUGUAUCUCUCCCACAGUCUCUGCCAGUGGGACAUUGACACAACUCAGACGCCUGGUUUCUGCUUGUGGAUGUGUGUAGAGCUCUGUGGAACUGUAUCACAUAUCUGGGUUCAUAGAAUCAGCCCCACAAUCAAGAUGGAGACUUCAUCACACCCUUUCCUGCCCGAGCCCACCCCCUCAUUGAUCUGUUUUCCAUCUCCAUAAUUCUGUCGUUUUGCAAACCCUGGAUACGUGGAGUCAUUGAGAAUGUGCCUUCUGAGACUGGCUUUUGCAUUCAGCAUUACAACCUCACAAGCAGCUCUCUGCACUAUUAGUGUAUUCCUUUGUAGUUUAGUUGGAUUUUAAAAGAAUCAGAUUUGACUACUUAAAUUUUCAUACUGUGCUUUGCAAAGAAAAUUGUAAUAAUUAUAUGCUCAUAACAUCUUUGUAAAUAGGUCUUGGUGUGGAGUCUGAGAACCACUUCUUAGGUAGGAAAUACAUAAAUACAGAUUGACACAACCUUGCAGGGACUAAUAUUUAGGUUGCCAAAGUAAUUGAAGUGUUUCGUCUUUAAACAGCAUGCUAUUGCAUUAUAAUUGAGCGAGAUAUCCCUGUUAUGAAACUAUAGACCAGGUGGAAAGUAUGUGGAUGUAUUUAUCCUAUCACCUUCUGAAUCUCAUAAAUUUUAACAUAAAUUAUGCAGG
Molecule: messenger RNA, 6148 nt
Organism: Lepus europaeus (European hare)
Lineage: Eukaryota; Metazoa; Chordata; Mammalia; Lagomorpha; Leporidae
Gene: ARRDC4
Product: arrestin domain containing 4
Exons: 8
Coding region: 35-1270 (411 amino acids)
Biological process (GO): protein transport
Cellular component (GO): cytoplasm; plasma membrane
Molecular function (GO): ubiquitin-like ligase-substrate adaptor activity
Source: RefSeq, a predicted model, not a curated record